UCGACAGAAGUGUAUACUUAAUUAUAAAAUUCAAAAUAGGAUAUUUGAAUAGAACUAUAAUGAAACUGUUCUUAAACUUUUUUGUUUUAAAUUCAUUUACACUUAUAUUAACUCAAGAAAAUUCAAAAAAUGAUUUGGUAUUCAAUGAAUUUUUUGAUAAUUUACUAAAUCAAAAAGGCUAUACUGAUCGAUUUAAAUUAUUUUUUAAUGAAGGAAUCAAGCAGUUUUCAAUAGGUGUAGUUGAUGGAAAAGAUGGAAAUAUUGUCAAAUUAUCAGAUUUUAAACGUAAAGGUAAUGUGAUCUUACAUCCAGAAAAAAUUGAAACUUGGUUGCAGUAUUCAUUUAUUGCACCUCGUCUUGAAGUAAAUUGGAAAAAUUCUAAGUGUUUAGGUAUAAAAUGUCAACUAUGGGCAAUCAUAUCAGACAAUGAACUUAUUGUAAAAAUAGCUGUGAAACCAGAAAAAUGUGAUGUUUCAUAUAGUAUUACUUUGAAAACAAUAAAAAAUAUGGAUAUUUUUGUGACAGAAUUACCCAAGUUCAUACCAAUUUUCUUUUUCAAUAGUGCUUUUAAUUUAGUUGAAUUUAUCAAUGAGCCAUUAAAAGAGCGUAUUAAACAUCGCAUCAGCCAUACAGUACUAAACAAUUUUUUUAAUGAUAAAGAAAUAGAAAAGCUUUGUCAAAUUGUUGAUAAAAUAGUUCAUUGAUAGAGUAAGUUUCUAUUUAUGAUGAUGAUUAAAGAUUUACAAAUAAUAUUGUAUAACAAUAAAUUUAAUCACAAAAAAUUUAUUUUACUAUAUUAAUUUCAUUCAAUAAUUAUAAUAAUGUUUUUAUAUAUCAUUUUACUAAGUAUAACUAAGUUUAAUAAAUAAUUAGAUCUAUUUUGAU
Molecule: messenger RNA, 885 nt
Organism: Daktulosphaira vitifoliae (grape phylloxera)
Lineage: Eukaryota; Metazoa; Arthropoda; Insecta; Hemiptera; Phylloxeridae
Exons: 1
Coding region: 60-704 (214 amino acids)
Source: RefSeq, a predicted model, not a curated record